Messenger RNA from Ciona intestinalis (vase tunicate), 1747 nucleotides. NCBI's taxonomy places the organism in Eukaryota, Metazoa, Chordata, Ascidiacea, Phlebobranchia, Cionidae. The record is from RefSeq and is a predicted model, not a curated record.
AUAGAUUAAAAGAAUUCUUCUGUUUUAGGAUUCUGCGUAUAUAAAACGUAGGAGUUAAAUUUUAACCUGUCCUAUCUGCUUAAGUGACAUAAAACUGUGUGAUGAAAAUUUCUUUUAUUCUUUUAAUUUUGGUGCUAUCAUAUCAAUGUUGCACAGCCUGCAUUACAAAAGUUCAACCAAGCAAAGAUUUAAAUAACUUACCUGUUAUAUUAUGGUGGCAAAAACAGAUAUUUCCACACGCUGAAGAACCAGAAAGAGACGAUGGUUUAGUUGAAGUAAAUUGUCCUAACUUGGGAUACAAAUGCAUGGCAACUUACAACAAAAAUAUUUUGGAACAAAAAUCUACUGAACUACUCACCAUCAUGCAAUACGGGACAGACUUCAGAGCUUAUGAAGCUCCCUUGCCCAGAAAACCAAAUCAUUUGUGGGCGUUACUUCAUGAGGAAUCUCCUCAAAAUAACUACUUAUUAUGCAACAAAGAAUCACUUGAAUUAUUUAAUUUCUCUGCAACGUUCAAGCGGAAUUCAGAUUUUCCAUUGACCACACAGCAUUUCGUCAGUUCUGAACAUUUGACUUCAAGAAAACCAAUUUCUGUUAUGGAAAAAAACAAACUAAGGAAACAAGGCUUAGCUCCCAUUGUUUAUCUUCAAUCUCAUUGUGAUGUUCCAUCCGAUCGAGAUAGAUAUGUUUAUCACUUGAUGGGAAACAUCAGCAUUGAUUCUUAUGGUGCGUGCCUCAACAAUAAAGAUUUUCCAAAUGCUGAUUUAGUUGAUACAUCGCAGAUGAAUAGUGAGAAGCUGCUUGAUAUGUUAGCAAAGUACAAGUUCCACAUUGCAUUUGAAAAUGCUAUUUGUGAUGAUUACAUAACAGAGAAGUUGACGCGUCCUUUACAUGUUGGAUCAAUCCCAAUAUACAGAGGAUCCCCCUCUGUUAGAGACUGGGCACCAGACCAUAAUUCAAUUAUAAUUGCUGAUGAAUUUGAAUCACCUGAACGAUUGGCAGAAUACAUUCAUUAUCUUGAUCAAAAUGAUGAAGCUUACUUAAAAUACUUGGCUUACAAAGAUCAACCGGAACUUCCAAAUAAAUGGUUAUCGGAAACUCUUAAUAAUCGAAAGUGGGAUUUAAAUGGAGAAGAUACAAACAACUUCGUUGGUGGAUAUGAAUGUUAUGUUUGUGGAGAGAUGCAUAAGAUGGAGGCAAAAUUGAGAAAAGGAAUAAAAAUCUCACCGCGUGUUGUACCACAUAAUCAUUUAGAUUGUUCACCACCCCAACCAUCUAUUGGAGAUAUAUCUGAUAUUCCACCAAAUGAUCACUUACAUAAUUGGAUCAGUGAUUAUUGGCAGAAUCUUGAUCAAGCAGUUGCAUUGCGUGAUAUGGUGUUGGAGGGUGUGAGUGACUCAGAAUCAUUGUGGUCAUAUAUUGAACGUAGAUAUCAUGCUGGGGAGGGAGCCAUGCAACACAACGAGUUAUGAGAAUUGGGUUGUGAAAAGAGAGUUAAACUUUGGUGGUCGAGGUCGGACACACGGGGUCAGUGCAACACGUUCCACCCAUCAGUAAAGCGCCCUCUGGUGAUUGAAUGCAAUCAUUUGAUGUCAAAGUGAUCGCCAAUGAGCCGUGACUUUGAUUGCUUCGUUGUCGCUGACGUGUCAUGUUGGCUGCUCGACUGACACGAACACGUUUACGAACAAAAAUAUCCAAUGGUUUUAUGCAUGAUCUGAAAUUACAAAUAAACCAAAGUUUCAUAUAA